Messenger RNA from Pyricularia oryzae 70-15, 1128 nucleotides. RefSeq lists its product as uncharacterized. The record is from RefSeq and is a predicted model, not a curated record. The coding region runs from base 1 to 1128 and encodes 375 amino acids. The transcript has 3 exons. NCBI's taxonomy places the organism in Eukaryota, Fungi, Ascomycota, Sordariomycetes, Magnaporthales, Pyriculariaceae.
AUGCCUCGAAAUAGCUUCGAUGCAACAAAAAGCAACAAAGAGCCUGGUGCUCUGAGGCGCUUCGGUUCUAGAUUUCCCCUUAGAUCAGAGGAAUCCCAGCCAAACGAGAAGCCCGAGAGCAAAAGGCUGCGGUUCGCGAAAAUGCUCGGAACCGUUUUUCCCACAUCUAGACGACGCUCUACGGCUUCGAUCACAGAACCGACAAGGACUCAGUCAAUACCGGCUCAGAGUAGCCCACGGACAGCACGAUUUAGGCCGGCGACAGCACUACCGAUUCGGAGAGAGCAGAUCCGUAUCAUUCGAGAUCCCCUUCCGACCCGUCCGGCCAGACCCUUCUGUCCAGUAACCAGCCACAUUAUAGUGAGCCUGCAGCGUGGCUCCUCUUCUGUGCAGCCACCACAUGUUAGACCAGAAGCAGGUGAUAGAGAGGAGGGCAGCCUCGUGCUGUACAGACCUCCACCUAACUUGAACCAGCAGCCAACCCAUCGCCAAAAGCCUGAGGAGACGCACAUGCACCAAUGGGCAACGGGCUCGCCUCGUCCACCGACAAGAGACACCGAAACAUCAACCAGCACCAACCGUCGGAACGGCUCUGACCACGCCCGACCACCACCGCCGCCAGAGCACAGGCAGGAAACGGCGCUUGGAGCCAGGUCCCCACACGCAACAGCCAGGCGGUCCCGGGCACCAACGAGCCCCACCACAGUCAGCAUCAUCGCCGGGUUCCCCGAGCCGCCGUGCUGCCCGCCGCCACCCGAGUGGAUCCGCGAUCAGGCGGCCGCUGGCAACCCGGCGUGGAUGUCGUCCAUGUCGGACUCGGGUCCGAGCAGGCGCUCGCUGCUGUGGAAGAGGCUGAAGCGGUGGGGGAAGAGGGUCAGGGUUAGGCUCGACUCGUCGCGGUCGAGGAGGGCUUCGAAGCUGUGGGGAAAGGGGCAGGCGCGGGACGCGGAAGAGCCCAGCAAACGGCCGAUGAGCGAACCCCCGCCGCAGCUGCCGAGGCGCUGCUCUAGCGUAUACUCGAUCGGGUCGGGGAUGUGCGUUACUGAGUCUGAGGGUUGGGCGUCGGCUUCUGGGGCGCGGUUGUCGUGGCCUGGGAGUAGCCGUCCGCCGGUGGGUGGUUAUAUCUGA